Molecule: messenger RNA, 4371 nt
Organism: Momordica charantia (bitter melon)
Lineage: Eukaryota; Viridiplantae; Streptophyta; Magnoliopsida; Cucurbitales; Cucurbitaceae
Gene: CRR21
Product: Tetratricopeptide repeat (TPR)-like superfamily protein
Biological process (GO): RNA modification
Molecular function (GO): RNA binding; protein binding
Source: RefSeq, a predicted model, not a curated record
GGUCCGAUGUAACAGCAAAUCUAGUACAAGCUAAAAAGAUCUGUAAAUAUGGUAUAAUUUUCUCGCAUGUCUAUUAGUGAUAGACGUCUAUCAAUGAUAACGUCCGCCCUACAAAUAUGAGAGGUUGGGUGUGCGUGUCACCCAAUCUGUUAAUCGUUUGCUUUGGAAAAGCGGCCGCCCGCCAACGAAGAGAGACAGAAGCUGUUAAUUUGUGCUGUUGCUUCAUCUUCCUUUUCUUCUCCUCCAUGUAUGGCUGCUUUUCCUUGUGCCACCCAAGCUUCUCCCUACAGUAUCAGAAAAUUCCAGAACUCGCCGACCCAUUUGGCGAAGUCGAACGAACAUGCUGGAAACAAUCGAAUCUCCUAUAAAUCUUGUUUGAAUAGGAUAUCUUCUCUCUGCAAAGAAGGCGACCUUCGAGUAGCUGUGGACUUGGUUGCUGAUAUGGAGCUAGAAAAUAUCUCAAUUGGACCUGAUGUAUAUGGAGAACUCCUUCAGGGCUGCGUUUACGAGAGAGCUCUUUCGUUGGGUCAGCAAAUCCACGGUCGGAUUCUCAAGAGUGGUGAAUUCAUUGCAAAGAAUGAGUACAUUGAAACCAAAUUGGUGAUUUUCUAUUCAAAAUGUGACGAGUCAGAGAUUGCCAACCGGUUGUUUCGCAAUCUUCGGCUACGGAACGAAUUUUCUUGGGCUGCCAUUAUGGGAUUAAAAUGUAGAAUCGGUUAUAACGAAGAAGCUUUACUGUGUUUCUGUGAGAUGCACGAAAACGGGCUGCUCCUGGACAAUUUUGUUAUUCCAAUUGCGUUGAAGGCUUCUGGUGCUCUGCAGUGGAUUGGGUUUGGCAAAGCAGUCCAUGGCUAUGCAGUGAAGAUGGAUCUAGGCAAGUGUAUCUAUGUUGCUAGUAGUCUUCUGGAUAUGUAUGGUAAAUGUGGGUUAUGUGGAGAUGCAAAGAAGGUGUUUGAUAAAAUUCCUGAGAAGAACAUAGUAGCUUGGAAUUCAAUGAUAGUUAAUUUUACCCAGAAUGGACUGAAUGAGGAAGCAAUUGAGACGUUUUAUGACAUGAGGGUGAAAGGCGUCGAACCUACUCAAGUGACUCUAUCAAGCUUUCUUUCAGCUUCAGCUAAUUUGAGCGUGAUCGAUGAGGGUAAACAAGGGCAUGCCUUAGCAGUCUUAUCUGGACUGGAAUUAACUAACAUAUUGGGUAGUUCACUCAUAAAUUUUUAUUCCAAAGUUGGUUUGGUUGAGGAUGCUGAGUUAGUUUUUAGUGAAAUGUUGGAGAAAGAUGUAGUGACAUGGAAUUUGCUUGUCUCUGGUUAUGUGCAUAAUGGGCUGGUUGAUCAGGCGCUUCAUUUAUGCCGCCUAAUGCAAUCAGAAAAUUUGAGGUUUGAUUCUGUGACUCUUGCUUCAAUAAUGGCUACUGCUGCUGACUCAAGAAAUUUUAAACUAGGGAAGGAAGGGCAUUGUUUUUGUGUUAGAAAUAACCUUGAGUCUUAUGUUGCUGUUGCAAGUAGCAUAAUAGAUAUGUAUGCCAAAUGUGGAAAAUUAGAAUGUGCAAGACGAGUUUUUGACUCAACUAUAAAGAGAGAUCUUAUAAUGUGGAAUACACUGUUAUCUGCUUAUGCAGAGCAGGGUCAGUGUGGUGAAACGUUAAAAUUGUUUUAUCAGAUGCAGUUAGAAGGUCUGCCACCAAAUGUGAUAUCCUGGAACUCUGUGAUUUUGAGUUUUCUGAAUAAAGGUGAAGUUAAUAAGGCUAAAGACAUGUUCUUGGAGAUGCAGUCUCUUGGUGUCUUUCCUAAUCUAAUUACUUGGACCACUCUCAUCUCUGGACUCGCUAAGAGCGGUAUUGGCAAUGAAGCAUUCCUCAUAUUCCUGCAAAUGCAAGAAGCCAGUAUUAAACCCAACAGUUUGAGUAUGAGUUCGCUACUUUCAGCUUGCACAACUAUGGCAUCUCUGCGACAUGGAAGAGCUAUUCAUUGUUACAUCAUAAGACAUGAACUUUCACUAUCAACACCGGUCCUCUGCUCCUUAGUGAUCAUGUAUGCUAAAUGUGGUAAUAUAAAUCAAGCUAAGAGGGUGUUUGAUAUGAUAUCGAAAAAGGAGUUGCCCAUCUAUAAUGCAAUGAUCUCUGGCUAUGCAUUACAUGGUCAAGCAGUGGAAGCUCUUUCACUCUUUAAACGUCUAAAAGAGGAAAAUGUAGAACCAGAUGAAAUAACCUUUACUAGUAUCCUUUCUGCAUGCAGUCAUGCUGGACUUGUGACGGAAGGUUUAGAGCUUUUCAUUGAUAUGGUUUCUAAUCACAAAAUAGUACCCCAUGCAGAGCAUUAUGGUUGUCUUGUUAGUAUUCUUUCUAGGUGUCAUAACUUGGACGAAGCUUUAAGACUUAUUCUAGCGAUGCCUUUUGAGCCAGAUGCAUUUAUAUUUGGAUCUUUACUUGCUGCAUGCAGAGAGCAUCCUGACUUUGAACUGAAAGAACGUUUGUUCGAACACUUGUCAAAAUUGGAGCCAGAUAAUUCAGGAAACUAUGUAGCGUAAUCAAAUGCAUAUGCUGCCACUGGAAUGUGGAAUGAGGCAUCAAAAGUGAGGGAUCUGAUGAAAGAAAGGGGCCUAAGUAAGACUCCCGGGCGUAGCUGGAUUCAGAUUGGAAACGAAACACAUGUAUUUUUCGCUGGCGAUAAAUCACACUCCAAGACCAAGGAAAUUUACAGGAUGUUGUCACUCUUGAGAAUGGAAAUGCAAUUCACAAGAUGUAUACCUGUGAUCAAUUAAGCUGCUAUCUUCAAUUACCAUUCUUCAGGAUGGGGCUGUCAUAUCUGUACCGGUUGAUGCAUGUGCUUUUUGCAUAAGACAAACAGAGAAAAUGGUGAUGGUUUAAAUGAUUAAUGUUGAGGCCUCACGAACUUGAAAACAGCUACAAGGUAUCAUUUACCAUGACUUGCAGCAAAUCUUGGAUGACCUGUGACAUGGCUUGGAAAAUGAUACUAUGAACAUUGAAUUCUCUGAAAUAUCGAGUGAUGUUUGAACUGCAAUUCCUUUCGAAUGGCUAGAAAUGCUACCCAGUUCAGGAAUUUCACUAGUAUUAUAAGACUAUUGCACUGGAGCAGCUCUUCCUGUUCCGAGUGAUUUGGGACCUUUUGGUCUAUGUUUUUUGCUAUGACGGAAAUCAAGGAAUAACAAGAAUAGAAGAUAGACCAAUUGCACAUUUGAGUUCAUCUUCAACUAAAUUUGAGCGGAUUAGCUACUAUGGAAUUCAUAAAUAUCACAAGAUGCAAAUACUCAAUGAAUCCACCUGUCAUUGUCAAUAAUGACACGCAAUGCAGAGAACCAGUGGUGUGAAAUUGUGCUGGAUUGGGUAAGAAAGCUGUACGAGUUCCUCUGAUGCCAAACUCAGGUUUUUUUUGUCUCUUUUGUAAAACCUGUAGAUGACUUUGAUUUAUCUUUUGUUGUAUAUCAUUCAGAUCCUUUUGCCAAUUGAACUGUCCACUAGAAACACAUCACAUUAGCUUGGUCUCUACUAUGAAUAUACCUAAGCAUAUGAAAUGAAAUGUCCGUAACUUACUUUCUGCCUAACUUCUAUUAGGUGCAAGAUUAUUGUGGGCUAGAUUUACACAUCAAAAUUUUCAAAUAAAUUUGCCUAAAAUGCUCGUCAUUUUUUCUGUUUAAAUAAUGAAGAUUGCUAACGUUUAUACAUCAUGCACAAUACCGGAUGCUGUUAUCUUCCUAAAGCAGCCAAGAUGAUGCACCCCCACGGGACUUGAUUCAUGGUGUUUGAGAAGUGAGACUAAUGCGACAAAAUUUUGGUUCCAGUCGGAACAGGUUACAGGAACUGAACUGGCACUAGGAAAGUGAAAUGAUGAAGAAACGACUUCUUGUUGCAUUUUGUUCAGUGGACAUCAACGAGUAAUUAUUAUGCACACAUUAUUUUGUUUGACAGCAGAGACUUGGAGACCGUGCUGCUUUAGAGAAAGACAUUCCUUGCUUUUGUUGGUAUGUCCUCUCUCUCUCUCUCUCUCUCUCUCUCUCUUCUGUAUUUAGAUAGCCUUGCUUUCACUGAAGUAGUAACUCUAUGGGAUUCUUUCAUCCUGUGCUCCAUCCACAUGGCUUUGAAUUCAUUGCAAAGUUAAAGUGACUCUCACAUUGGUGCUUUGUAAAACCUUUACUUCAACAGAAUUAAGAGUUAAAGAUAUGCUCUAAAGUCUAAAUUCUCAGAGGUUGAAUAGCCAUUUAUUUACUGUUUUUUCAAUACAAACACAGUGGGGUUUCGAACUUACGGAGGAGAUAGAUGCUUUAAUCCAUUGGGCUAUACUAAGAUCGGUAACCAUUUAUUUACUGUUAAUUUUUAAUCAGUGAAUUCCUAAGAAAUCAUGUUAGGAAAAAUAA